Molecule: messenger RNA, 2872 nt
Organism: Haemorhous mexicanus (house finch)
Lineage: Eukaryota; Metazoa; Chordata; Aves; Passeriformes; Fringillidae
Gene: LRRTM3
Product: leucine rich repeat transmembrane neuronal 3
Exons: 2
Coding region: 355-1896 (513 amino acids)
Cellular component (GO): plasma membrane
Molecular function (GO): protein binding
Source: RefSeq, a predicted model, not a curated record
GAGCGCCGCGGGCAGCACCCACCAACAGGCUCUCCUAGGAAGCAACGUUUUAAAAGCCGGGUUCCUAACUAGAAAGAUGCAAAACCGUAAUAUCCAUGAAGAUCCUAUUACCUAGGAAGAAUUUGACAUUUUGCUGCGAACGCUGUGUUGGGAUUGAUUUAUUCUUGGAGUGCUCUGCACGGCUGGCAAAGAAUAAUGUUCCAAAAUCGGUCCAUCUCCCAAGGGGUCCAAUUUUUCUUCCUGGGUGUCAGCGAGCCCUGACUCACUACAGUGCAGCUGACAGGGGCUGCCAUGCUUGUGGCACACUAAGCAAAAAACAAAAGACCUAAGGACGACCUUUGAACAACACAAAGGAUGGGUUUCAAUGUAAUUAGGCUACUGAGCGGAUCAGCUGUAGCUCUGGUAAUAGCCCCUACUGUAUUACUGACAAUGCUUUCUUCUGCUGAACGAGGAUGCCCUAAGGGCUGUAGGUGUGAAGGCAAAAUGGUAUAUUGUGAAUCUCAGAAAUUGCAGGAGAUUCCCUCAAGUAUAUCUGCUGGUUGUUUAGGUUUGUCCCUUCGAUAUAACAGCCUCCAAAAACUAAAAUACAAUCAAUUUAAAGGUCUUAAUCAACUCACCUGGCUCUAUUUAGACCAUAACCACAUCAGCAAUAUUGACGAAAAUGCUUUCAGUGGAAUACGCAGACUAAAAGAGUUGAUCUUGAGUUCCAACAGAAUCUCCUAUUUUCUUAAUAAUACCUUCAGACCUGUGACAAAUCUCCGGAAUUUGGAUCUAUCAUACAAUCAGCUGCAGUCUCUGGGAUCUGAACAGUUCAGGGGCUUAAGGAAGCUGCUGAGUUUACAUUUGCGGUCCAAUUCCCUGAGAACCAUCCCUGUUCGAAUAUUUCAAGAUUGCAGGAACCUUGAACUGUUGGACCUGGGUUAUAAUCGCAUCCGGAGUUUAGCAAGGAAUGUCUUUGCAGGUAUGAUCAGACUGAAAGAGCUUCAUCUGGAGCACAAUCAAUUUUCUAAGCUCAAUCUGGCACUUUUUCCAAGGCUAGUCAGCCUUCAAAACCUUUAUUUACAGUGGAAUAAAAUCAGCGUGAUAGGACAAACCAUGUCUUGGACCUGGAGCUCAUUACAAAGACUUGAUUUAUCUGGCAAUGAAAUAGAAGCUUUCAGUGGACCUAGUGUUUUUCAGUGUGUGCCCAAUUUACAGCGCCUCAACCUGGAUUCAAACAAGCUCACAUUUAUUGGUCAAGAAAUUUUGGAUUCUUGGAUAUCUCUCAAUGACAUCAGCCUUGCCGGGAAUAUAUGGGAAUGCAGCAGAAACAUUUGCUCUCUGGUAAACUGGCUUAAAAGUUUUAAAGGGCUGAGGGAAAAUACAAUUAUUUGUGCCAGCCCCAAAGAGCUGCAAGGGGUGAAUGUUAUCGAUGCAGUGAAAAACUACAGCAUCUGUGGCAAGAGUACCACGGAAAGGUUCGAACUAGCACGAGCUCUCCCAAAGCCAACAUUUAAACCAAAACUCACCAGGCCUAAACACGACAGCGAGCCCCCUCUGCCCCCAACUAUGGGAGCCACCGAAGCCAGCUCUGAGCCCGAGCACGACACAGAACACAUCUCCUUCCAUAAAAUCAUAGCAGGCAGCGUGGCUCUCUUCCUGUCGGUGCUGGUGAUCCUGCUGGUGAUCUAUGUGUCAUGGAAGCGCUACCCUGCCAGCAUGAAGCAGCUGCAGCAGCGCUCUCUCAUGCGAAGGCACAGGAAAAAGAAAAGACAGUCGCUGAAGCAAAUGACUCCAAGCACACAGGAAUUUUAUGUAGAUUACAAACCCACCAACACUGAGACCAGUGAGAUGCUGCUGAAUGGAACAGGACCCUGCACGUAUAACAAAUCAGGCUCCAGGGAAUGCGAGGUAUGAACCAUUGUGAUAAAAGAGCUUUUAAAAGCUGGGAAAUAGUGGUGCUUUAUUGAACUCUAGGGACUAUAAAGGGAACGUUUUUCUCACUUUUCUGGCACAGCUCUUCCAUGUCCCUUUUCUGUACAUUCAUAAUACUGGUCAUUUUACUCUCAUACAUAAUCAGCUCAUUGAGAUUUAAAUACCGCAAUCAAUGUGAAGCCUGAGCUCUGGUUUAAUACAAUACCUAUUGUACAAACCCUCUACAGAUCUCAUUAAAGUCUCUCUUGUUUUUAAAUAGAAAACUUCUUUCAUAAGUAAUCCACUGCACCUGCACCAACUGUGCCUCUGUUUAGGGAGAAAAAUGACAACAAUGAAAAAAAAAAAAAAUCAAAUUCAGGUUAUCCCAUUCUGCCCCCCCAAACCCAGUCCUUGCUCUAAAACUCAAUUUUUGAGCCCAGAAUGAAGUAAAGAUCCAGGUACUGUAGUAUCAUAUGAAUUCUGAGUUGUCUGAGGAUAGAGAUGGUGCAGGAACAGCUCUGAAAAAAGGCCUGAUUGCUGCCCAACACAAGAGAGACUAAAAAGCACCCCUAAGUAUUACACCAGAGGCGAAGCAGAGGGAAACCUAGGCUUAAUAAAAAAUUAAAAAUAAAAAAGGACAGUGGUAUAUACUGUACUGCAUUAUACCACAGUGUUUCUAGGGCUGGUAGCUAGCAAUUGAAACCUGUUUAUGUGACUUCAUACAAAAGGUGCCAGUGUUUAUCCCUACAUCCAGUUGCCUUUCAGAAAAUAGUCAAAAGGCAUUCAUUAGAUGAGGAGCAGAAAUUCCUUAUUGAUGCAAUUAGAGGAACUCAAAUGUGCAGCAGCAAAAGCAAGACCACUUCCUGCACACAUUUGUUUCAGCUCUCAUUAGAAAUUCUCCUUUCAGGACUGUCAAAGGCAUUUAUGUAGCUGAGGAAACCAUUAAAAUCCAUCAUUUUCUUCUGUUUCUGUUUAUUGG